Colletotrichum spaethianum is the source of this 1614-nucleotide messenger RNA. RefSeq lists its product as uncharacterized. The coding region runs from base 1 to 1614 and encodes 537 amino acids. The record is from RefSeq and is a predicted model, not a curated record. The transcript has 5 exons. Lineage: Eukaryota; Fungi; Ascomycota; Sordariomycetes; Glomerellales; Glomerellaceae.
AUGCUCUCCCAGUGGAUCGGUGUUGAUGACUGGUUCACUGAGCCCCCUGCGCCAGGAGCAACCGGCGAACCAGAGAAACAGGGCUUGAAGGUGUCCAAGAAUACCCAGGGCAAGAUCGAAAUAGCUCUAAGCAAGUGGUUCCGUCAGCAGAUAUCGUCAAUCUUCAAGGACGUUGCGAAGGAGAUCUCCUGUCCCCUCAAGCUCCGCCGACAAGCGCCGGAUGUAGGGGUUUGCAGGCAGCGGCAAAUCACAAGAGUUGCCCAGCGGCUGGGUCAAAACGAACGACUGAUGCAAGAGUUACGGCAAGGCAGCCAGCAGCUGGUCAGAGUAGGAGGCAUCAACACAGCUGAGCUGGCCGCUCAGGGCAACGUGGCCGCGGUUGCCAACGUAGAGGUGAUCAGAGAUAUUCUGGCGGUUAUGGGCCUUGAAGUGAACUCGGAUACGGUCAUCAUGGGAGGGCUAGGCGCGAUCGUUCUCGGAGCCUUUUUCUAUGCGUUGGACUCGGAUGCCCCCUACAAGGCCGAAGUGCCCGAUCCUAAGACGGUUCCCAAGGCCAAGUUCCAACAGCCAAGCCAGGAGACGAGCACUUGCCCGAAAGAUUCCGAAGAUUGGCCUGACUGUGAUCAUCCGCUGUGUGUGGGAUCCAACGAAUCGAAGCUCAAGUGCACCAAGGAUGGCGAGUUCAAGGACUGUGACUGCUGGCCAAGUGCCACGAUCAUCUCGAGAAUAGGGCUGGAUGAAAUGUUUGAAAUCGAAAAAAUCAUCAUGGAGUUUGACCUCAGAAGCCAGGGGUCGACCGUGCCUAUAGACCCCACGCUCAGUUGCUCCAAGAACAAACCUGCCGGUCUGCCCUGGAAGAUCUUCGCGGGCAGUGAGCACAGCGUCACCGGGCAGUUCUGUCAGGAGGUCGAGAAGAGCCGUAAAACCAAACUAUCGUGGAUCGUUGACGUCGAGGGGAACAAGCAGUCCAACAAGCCACUCAUGCGUCGGGUCCCACCCGUGAAGCCGGACACGUACAAGGACUACAUGGUCCAGCUGGAGUGGUCACCAAAGGACGGGUCCCUGGGGUGCACGAAGACAUGCACUGAUGCAUACAAGUGGAUCGCCAUGGGUGAAUGUGGCAACUACGGUCGUCAGCGCAACGAGAUGGUCAUGGAGGGCUCCUGGAUGGAUGGUUGUGGCACGUAUGCAUGGACAAUCAUCCCGCCUAAGCCGGUACCAAAGAAGGAAACGAGGUCGAAGACAAAAGGGCCAUUGAAAUGCUAUGCCGAAUCCGACUUUCCAGGCCACAAGAAGGUUUCCCAGGGCGACAAGGGCCUCAAAGAAGCGGUAGAUUGGGCAUGCGAUAGGCUGAAUGAGCUCCAAGAGAUCCGGCCGGGACAGAAGUGGGAUAAUUCGGCGCACAAAGGUGGCAAGUCGCCGUACAAGCUUUCUGUCGAGUGGCCCGAAAAUUGUGUCGUGGGCGGCCUCGCGGAGCAGAGGUUGAGCCCGACUGCUCCGUUGAUGGACUGGCAUCCGUUCUACCUCACGGGGAAUCUGGCAUGGUGCAAAUAUUCAGUGUGGCUUAAUGUUCCAAACGACUCCCUCAACAACAUACAACGUGGUUUCGCGUAG